Messenger RNA from Adineta ricciae, 3579 nucleotides. Lineage: Eukaryota; Metazoa; Rotifera; Eurotatoria; Adinetida; Adinetidae. The record is from the annotation of a GenBank genome assembly.
AUGACCAUUCUAUUCAUCUCGUCCAUUAUACCAAUAAGUUCAACACUUUUGCCAACAACAAUUCGUCCUAUAUAUCCAUGUCAUUAUAAAGAUCUCAAUCAGCGCAUAUAUAAAUGUGACAUGUGUACAUGUCUCUCAUCACCUCCAAUGUUUUCAUCAUCCAAUCUUUGUUCGUCGUUAUUCUCGACGCCGUUGCUGGCAAAUAUUUGUUCAGAUAAUGCGACAAAACGUCUCACUGAAGACAUUCUUCGCGUCAGACUCGACGAAAUCGAAUCGGAAAAUGUUCAUCAGUUUCGAACAUCAUUCUCUCAUUUAACGAAGAAAACUUUCGACGAACAUGAAUACGAAUUUGAUCAUUUCAAUAAUGAUCUCAUGCAAAAUCUCGUCAAUUUCGAGCAAUUUUGUUCUUCAUUGAAUCAAUCUCGUGUAACAUUCUACCGUUUACAAUCGAACACGUCGCUUCAUCAAUGUCAAUUAAGUCUUCUCUCUUUACGUUUUCUCGAUACAAUUAUCGAAACGAAUCAGUUCAUUCUCCAAGUCAAACCGGAAACAUUGAUUUUUUAUAAUACAACAUUCAAUAUUAAUUCACUGAAUUUAACAAGUACAACAACAUUUCUAGCGUUUUAUUUUGUGAAAUUUUCUUCAAAACAAUUUCUAUUGAAUUCACUUUCUUCGCUCAUACAUUUGACCAUCACCCACACAACACAUUUCGAUUUGAUUGGUUCAUAUCCAAAUUUAGUUUAUCUUGAUCUCUGUCAUACACAAUUAGAUGAUCUGCAAUUGAAUAGAUUAUUCUCUCAAAUUGAAAUACCUGAUUUAGUCACGUUGAUUCUCUCGAACAACCAAAUCAGCAUCCUAAAAACGAAAUUUCCAUCAACGCUACGCUAUUUGGACUUAUCAAACAAUCUGAUCAAAGCAUUGGAUUACACAUCAUUCAAAUCGUUGUAUUCAUUAAAUACAUUAAAUUUAAGUUAUAAUUCACCAUUAGAUAUUCAACAGGACACAUUCACACGUAUACCGUAUUUAGAAAUACUUGAUUUAACAGCUUCAUACCCUUCAUUACCAUUCGAUGAUUUAUUUCUCCCAUUACAAAAACUUCGUUAUUUAAAUAUUUCAUCAAACAAUUUGAAUUUAUUACCUCGUCUUCCCGUCCCAUAUGAUGCGCAUACAAUAGCUAGUUAUGAUCAUCAUUUACCUGUGUUAUACGUGGAUAUGUCGCUGAAUAAUAUCAAUCAAAUCGACUUCGAUAUCUUUUCAUCAGCGUCAACGCAAGAUAAAUAUAUCAUUUCACUUGAUUUAUCUUCCAAUCAACUCAAGACUCUACAAUUACCAUUAACAGGAAUUAAACGACGUGGCCCAUUGAUUGAAUUGAAUAUCAACAACAAUCCAUUGGAAUGCGAUUGUGUUCUACAUGAGAAUAUCUCUCCUCUAUUACAAAGCGAUGUUCCAACAUCUCAACCAACAACGUUUCAAUUACCUCCAGCAUUUCAACCGACUUCACAACAAUUUUCACCUGCACUUUAUCCUUCGCAAUACAUACCGCCAGAUAUCUUCUCUCAAACACGAAAUCCCACGAAUUACCUACACAAACGUCGUCGUCGUCGUCAACAAUUGUUUCUCGAAAAUGCUCCACCAACUGCUUCAAUACUUUCACAAAACCUUGUUAAACAAGCUCGUAUAAAACUUUUACAUUUAUCUAAUUUAACGUGUCAAGAUAUGAUUGAAUCGACAAUUCAUCGCUCAUUAUUCGAUCUGAAUUCUUCAAAUAGUUUUUGUUCCUAUGUAAAAUCCUGUCCAUCGACUUGCUCCUGCUGUUCAUCAUUGAUGUCACCAUUCGAAAUGAAUAACUGUGAAUGUUAUUAUCAAUGUCCCAUGGAAUGUACAUGUAAACAUUCAUUCGAUUCAACGAAGAACUAUGUAAAUUGCUCUAAUCGAUAUUUAAGUAAAAUUCCAUCGAGUAUUCCACUAUCGACAACACAUUUGAAUUUGAAUCACAAUCAAAUCAAGUCUUUGGAAAAGAAUUUAACACACUUGACUAAACUACAAUAUUUACUUUUAUCAAACAAUCAUCUUGAACAGUUAUCCAGUGAAGAAUUUUCCACUUUAAACAAGAUGGAACAUCUGGAUCUAUCUUCAAAUCAGUUAAAAACCAUUCAUUCGCGAACAUUCUCAACCUUAUUCAAUCUUCGUUAUCUUUUCCUUCAUAAUAAUCCAUGGAUACCGAAGUUUUACGAUAAUAACGGCGAAUUUCAAUCAAAUAUACGUUUGAAAUCAUUAACCUACGGCAAAGGUUUCGCUUGUAAUCGAUCAAUUUUAGCAUCGAGUUUUAACAUUGAAACGCCAUUGACAGCCAACGAUUGUUGUCAACAUUCGAACAGUGAAUCUUGUCAAAAAAGCUUGAAUAUCAAUAAUCAGCAUUUACAAUCUGAAGAAGAACAAUCAUUGUAUGAUUACACUCCAAAUUCGAGACGAAUUUUACAAUUAGUAUUCCAUGAGAAGUAUCGUAUUUAUAUUUUAAUUGGUAUUAGUAUAUUUAUAUUGAUUAUUGUUUGUGUCGUUAUACUAUGUGUUCUACUUUGUCUUUGUCAACGGAAAAAACGUUCGAAACAUCCGUCGCCUGCCGAAAGAAAACUUCUAUCGAAUGGUGAUUUGAAGAAAACAUCUAAUCAUUACCAGAAAACAUUACAGUCAUCUACAUCAACAACACCACCACAAAUAUCGUCAUCGUCAUCAACAACAGCAAUACAAAAAUUACUUCAUUCAACUAGACAAAAAAGCUUAAGUUCAAUCACAGCAUAUAAACAACAAGAAAACGAUGUGUCUAUAUCCUAUUCGGAUAAUGAUGAAGAAGAUGAUUAUGCCUCUAUACCUUUAACAGUUUCUCAAACAGAAUUGUCAUCUGUUAUUCGUCCACAACCGGCGGUACCACCACUUCCUCCACCUCGUCAAACACAACAACAGCAACAACAACAACAACAACAACAACGUUUGUUAUCCAAUCGGCCUAUCUCUCAUUCGUCAACGGUCUCCACAUCCACUACAAUUCGAUCGAUUGUCCCCAUGUUAAAACGAACGAACUCUUCCGGAUCCAAACAAGCUGCACCCACCUUACAACCUACGCGUUCCUGUUUGCAAAUCAAACUCGACGCUCUCGUCUUAUACUCAAUCAAUGAUAGCGAAUUAGUUCAUGGAAAUAUAGGCGAAAUUCUCGAAGAUAUAUAUGGCAAACGCUUUAGCUUCUAUUUUAUACAUCGCGAUCGCAUGCUAGGUGAAUUAGAUUGGCUAAUUGAAAAUUCUUGUGUAACAAUUAUCAUUUUACGUAAACCGUAUCAUAUCAUACAUGAUUACAUGAAAAUUCUCUCGACAUGUUCGUCAAUAAAGAUCUUUCUUAUCCUUGUGAAUGAUGAUCCGUACAAUCAUCAAUCAUCAUCAUCAAUGAAAGCACGUGAAAAGAUUGCCAAAUUAUACCACACAUCCAAUAUCUAUGAAUGGAAUUCUAACCCGUCGGCACUUAUUCAUGAACAAUUAGAACUCUUUCUUGAACAAAAUUGUGGUUCAGCAACAUAUGUACCAUACUAA